AUGAUUGAAGCUUUAAAUGGUGAAGUUACAGUACCAUAUGAAUUAUAUCAACAAAUUCAACUUGAUUCUAAAGGAUCAAAUGUAAAUUAUUUAAUUUCAAGUGCAUCUUACAAAAUCACUUCAAAAAGUGGAAUAGCACAAUUCGAUUGUGAAUUUCAAAUUAGAGUAUUCAAUAAUAAAAACAAAAGUAACAAUAAUACAGUGGUUACAAAAGAAUCAAUUAAAUUAAUUUCCCAAAAAGCUACAAUUUUAAAUAGUUCAAUUAAAUAUUGUAAAUCAAACACUGGUGAUAAUUGGACUAGUGGGGAAAGUCUUGGUGCUUGUAUUUUAACAGCUGAUCAUAGCUAUUAUCUUUACACAAGUGCUCCAGGUAGAUAUACCAUCACUUUAGAAUGCUCAUUGCCAUAUUUAACUGUCAAAGAAGCCGGUUUUGAAGUAUCUAUUCCAGAAUGCUCAAAUAACUCUGUAUUUGUUCGUGUUCCACAAAAAAAUGCAAAUAUUAAAGUUUUCAAUUCAUUCCUUGACACAGAAGCAUUUGAUAUGUGGUCAGAAAAACAUUCAAAAGAUGCAAACGAUUAUACAGUAACAUUUGUUAAGCUUGCUAAUGACACUAUAUUAAAAGCACAAUGGACAAUCAAUGAUGAUUUCAUUUCAAAUAAAAUUCAAUUAAAUAAUAAUAAUAAUAAUGUUCCAAAAGUUAAUGUUAAACCUAAUGUUAUUGUUUCACAAAGUAUUCUUGGCUCAAUUGGUGAAGGUUUAUUACUAUUAAAAUGUCAAUUUGACUAUAAAAUUAUUGCAGGCAAUUUAUCAUUAUUUAAUAUUGAGAUCCAAGAUGAUAUCAACAUUGUAAAUGUCGAAUGCCAAGCAUUAAAAAGAUGGGAGGUUUUAGCAUUGGAAAGUCCAACAUCACCAAGUCAUAAUAGAGUAGUACAAAUAACCUUGGAUUAUGGUUUUGAUAGUGAUUUCACCAUAAAUAUGAAUGCAGAAUAUUCAAUGAAGGAUACAUCUGGUGAAAUCAAUAUUCCAUCAAUGAUUUGUAAAGGUGACGAAAUUAAUAGACAAAGAGGUUAUCUUGGUAUAGAAGCUAGAACUAAUGUUGAAAUCUCGGAUAUUGGUAACCUUGGUCUUAGCGUAACCGAUAUUAAAGAGUUACCAAUCCAAUUAUCGUCAAUGGCCAGCCAUCCAAUUCUUUUAAGCUAUAAAUAUUUAGAACCAGAUUUCCAACUUCGUUUAAAAGUAAAGAGAAAUAAUGAUGUUGCUGUAUUGGUUUCCAUUUGCGAAGGUGCUCAUUUCAUAACCACUUGUAGCGAUAGCGGAAAGCUAGUUCAUCAAAUUAUACUUCAAAUUAAAAAUACACAAAAACAAUUCAUUAGACUCAGAUUACCAUUCGAAUAUGAAAUCUGGACUACUAUGAUGGAUGGUGAACCAAUUCGUCCCUCCUAUAGCGAUCCAUUUUUAUUAAUUCCAAUUUUAAAACCUGGUGUUUUCGACCAAAAUGUUGCAAUCAAAAUCGAAAUUGUUUUACUUCAAAAGGAUGCUCAUAAUUUUAAUAGACAAUCCAAUACAGGCCGUUUUGGUUUCACUUUACCAAAGAUUGAUUUACCACUUCGUGCAGUUUUCGCUACCAUAUGUUUGCCACGUGGUGUACAUUGUUCAGAUUUUACAGGUAAUCUUAAAAAUGUUCCAUAUUUCCAAAUACCCGCUCCAUCAUCAUCAGCCUCUGAUUCCAAUCCAGCACCUGGCCAAUCCCAUCGUAGAAAGAAUUUAAAUAGAAGAGAAAGUAUUGAUUUUAGCGACAAAGCUAAAAAAAGUCAUAGUUUUUUAAGUAAAUCCUCAGCUCCAGUUCCAAAUAAGAGACAAGGUGUAAUUCCAGUUACCGUAGAAAUGCCAAAUACUAACAAUACAUUUUUCUUUGAACAAAUUCUUUUAUCUGGUGAUAGAGAUUUAUCAUUUGGUUUUAAUUAUAAAAUUAAUAACCAACUAGUUCAAGCUUAA
This is a messenger RNA of Dictyostelium purpureum, 1995 nucleotides long. RefSeq lists its product as uncharacterized. Lineage: Eukaryota; Evosea; Eumycetozoa; Dictyosteliales; Dictyosteliaceae. The transcript is spliced from 2 exons. The record is from RefSeq and is a predicted model, not a curated record. Bases 1 to 1995 code for a protein of 664 amino acids.